This is a messenger RNA of Helianthus annuus (common sunflower), 1478 nucleotides long. RefSeq names its product glucan endo-1,3-beta-glucosidase 12. The record is from RefSeq and is a predicted model, not a curated record. NCBI's taxonomy places the organism in Eukaryota, Viridiplantae, Streptophyta, Magnoliopsida, Asterales, Asteraceae. Bases 105 to 1205 code for a protein of 366 amino acids. The transcript has 4 exons.
GUACCACCACUCUGACACACACACACACAACACACAAAACACACACAAAACCUUUAUUCUUGAAUCUCAAUAUUCAUUCACUCUCUUUCAUUCAUUCAUUCACCAUGUUCAAAAUGCCCAUCCUCUUAACUCCCCUCUUCUUCCUCUUCCUUUGUGUUUCAGGUCAAGAACUACUUCAAAUCUCAACACCCAACCAAGAUUCACACACACUAGGAGUGUUUGUGAACCAGGAGAACCUAAACGACGUCGCAUCCACCGUUUUAGCAGCGGAAAACUGGCUCAGAACUCAUGUUUUGUCUUACUACCCAUCAUUUGUUAACAUAACCUCCAUUGUUGUCUCUAAUGACAACCUCUGUGAUGAAAACCAACAACAUAUUGUUGAACUAGUGUUGUUCGCUAUGCAGAAUGUUCAUCAUUCUCUUGUUAGGUGGGGUUUGGAGAAAAAAAUCAGGGUUUCUGUUAGUUUUACCCCAAAAUGUUUACAGUUACAGUUACAACAAUCGCAUGUUAAACGUGUGCUUGAAUUCUUGCUGGCUAUUGAUUCGACCUACAUUGUGAAAACUGAGGGUGUUGUUGAUCAGUUUGGUCGGGUUUUGAGCUCCUACAGGCAAUCUAGUGUGGAUUUGGGUGUUUUCGGGUCAAAAACAGCAAGAAGAAUGUUACCUGAGGGUGAUUACUCAGUUCCGUCCGAUGCGGCUGCCGCCCCGCUCCCGCCGCUCAUCGGAGUUACGCCGCCGCCGAUGUUUUCUCUACCGUUUGCUCCCGGGACGCAGCCGCCGGUUAGGAGUCCGGUGAACGGUGCACAUCCGCCGUAUGGGCUUCAUCUGCCUCCGUGCAACCCGUAUCCUAGUCCCGGAGGUGGUGGAGCGAUGGCGGCUCCACCUUUAGUGGGAGGUGACGGGGCAAUGGCGGGCCCGCCGCUUGCGCGUGAACAAAUGUGGUGCGUGGCGAAACCGAGUGUACCGCUGGAAAAGUUGCAGGAGGCAAUGGAUUACGCGUGUGGAGAAGGUGGUGCGGAUUGUGGUCCGAUUAGUCCAAACGGAAGUUGUUACUUUCCGGACUCCGUUGUGGCUCAUGCUUCCUACGCUUUCAAUAGUUACUGGCAGAAGAACAAGAAGAACGGUGGGACUUGUGGAUUUGGCGGAACCGCCAUGCUCAUCAGCUCCGAUCCAAGUUUUCUUCAGUGCCAUUUCACACUUGCAUAAGUUUUGAAGAUGUGAAGGAAGUGGGGUAAAAUGGUAUUGAGCAUUGGUUAAGAACUGAUAUGUUGGUAGAUUAGUUUAUUAAGUAAGUUAUUGGAAUUGUGGCUGUUUUGAUGAUUAAUUUAUUGUAAUCUUUUGAGAACUGGCCGGAAAACCACUUCUAUGUUAGCGGCCACCGGAUAAAACUGACUUAUCUUAGUGUUUAACUUGUUCUAGAUCGGCAUGGUCAGUCGAUAAUGUCAUAUGAAUGCUAUGCACUUUCUUUUUUUGUGUCUA